Molecule: messenger RNA, 3683 nt
Organism: Manis javanica (Malayan pangolin)
Lineage: Eukaryota; Metazoa; Chordata; Mammalia; Pholidota; Manidae
Gene: GOLPH3L
Product: golgi phosphoprotein 3 like
Biological process (GO): Golgi organization; retrograde vesicle-mediated transport, Golgi to endoplasmic reticulum; Golgi vesicle budding
Cellular component (GO): Golgi cisterna; cytosol; trans-Golgi network
Molecular function (GO): phosphatidylinositol-4-phosphate binding
Source: RefSeq, a predicted model, not a curated record
GGAGGGGGCUGGGGGUUGGGGAUAGGGUGGAACAGGUGUGCCCCUAAUAGUGCACAAAAAAAUAGAGCGCAAGCUGCAGCCUACGUCUGGCGGUAACCCAAGAGUAAAGUCAGAAACAGGUAAGAAUGACCACUUUAACUCACCGGGCCCGUCGCACUGAAGUAGGCAAGAACUCUGAAAAGAAGGUGGAAAGUGAGAAAGACGCUAAGCAAGACAGGCAUCCAGACAAUGAAGACUCUGGAGACUCUAAGGAUGUCCGCCUCACACUUAUGGAAGAAGUAUUGCUCCUGGGACUAAAAGAUAAAGAGGGUUACACAUCUUUCUGGAAUGACUGUAUAUCAUCUGGCCUGCGAGGGGGCAUCCUGAUAGAGCUGGCCAUGCGGGGUCGAAUUUAUCUAGAACCCCCCACCAUGCGUAAGAAGCAACUACUAGACAGAAAGGUGCUGCUCAAGUCAGACGGCCCGACAGGUGACGCUUUGCUGGAUGAAACUCUCAGACACAUCAAAGCAACUGAACCCACAGAAACUGUCCAGACGUGGAUAGAACUACUCACUGGUGAGACCUGGAACCCCUUCAAAUUACAGUACCAGCUGAGAAAUGUAAGAGAGCGAAUUGCAAAGAACCUAGUAGAGAAGGGUAUUCUAACCACUGAGAAGCAGAAUUUCCUCCUAUUUGACAUGACUACGCAUCCAGUGACCAAUACAACAGAAAAACAGCGACUAGUGAAAAAACUUCAAGAUAGUGUCCUAGAGAGGUGGGUAAAUGACCCUCAGCGUAUGGACAAGCGAAUAUUAGCACUCCUGGUGUUAGCGCACUCCUCAGAUGUGCUGGAGAAUGUCUUCUCCUCUCUGACAGAUGAUAAGUAUGAUAUGGCAAUGAAUCGAGCCAAGGACCUCAUAGAACUGGACCCUGAAGUAGAGGGGACAAAGCACAUUGCCACAGAGAUGAUCUGGGCUGUGCUGGCAGCCUUCAAUAAAUCCUAAAGUCAGCAAGUGGGUUCCUCCUUGUUCCCUUGCUGGCUUGAUGACUGUGAAAGAUACCAUCACUGAGAUUUUUGUGAUGAGAGAUUUUUUUCCUUCUUUAUGUUUUUUCCUUCUCUUGAAUGAGACUUGUGAUCUGGGGAGAGCAACUUCAGGGCUUCUCCAUAGACUUUGACCAUAAUAAGCAGACUUUGUUUCUCCCUAUACUUACACUCCAGAGGUGAAUAAACUUCUCCAUAGACUUUGACCAUAAUAAGCAGACUUUGUUUCUCCCUAUACUUACACUCCAGAGGUGAAUAAACUGGGUGAACUCACACACACCCUAUAAACACUUUCUCUCAUUUCUUGGUUUACUUCCAUCCCAUGUGCUUAUGGAUAAUUAGGAAUAGUUAAGUGGAAUUUGGAGUUCUCCAGCUAUUGGAUAUGAAUGAGAUACACAACAAAACAUUUAUUACUUUCUUUAUAGUUUGUUUUUUCUAUCUUAAGUACAUGUUUUCACAAUCUUUGUCAGGCUCUGCUCAGUAGUGUAGCUUAUUGAAAUAACUGUCUCUUUGAAAAAAGGAGCAAGAGAAACAAAAUUAAUUUUUUGAGCAGAUGGUCUCUGGAAUUUUAUGUCCUGCUAAUGAUUUUCUCAUCUUUCCUUUUCUAACCUAAUAAAAAUAUUCCAGAUAUAAUCAACCUGGUUCUUAGACUCCUAGAACCAGAAACGUAUUCUAUAGUUUCUCUCAGCAUUAUCCUGUUCCUUCAUUCAUUAGGACAAAAGUCUAAGUUUUAAAAAAAAUCUCUCUCAACUACAUCCUUCUCACAAUCAGCAUGGCAAUUUAUAAAGGGAAAGAAGUGGCAUGAGAAUUUCCACCCCUUAGCGCAUAACUGUCUGGUUCCUCCAAAUUGUAUGUCUCUGCUGUGAUUGAAUUGAGGGAGUUAGAGAUUUCAAUUGCUGAAUAGCAGCUGAGUCCAGACAGUGUAUGUAAAUUCCAGAUCUUCUUGUUCCCUGUUUUUGGCUUCCUAUAUAAAAUUGGUACAUUCUAUGUUUAAGGGUUCUAGAAGUAGUUUUGUCCAUAUUGAAACCACAGAUACUCUCCUAUCAUUGGUCUUGUUUCAACACAACUAUCUCUUUCUAGCCGAAUCUCUAAAAUGUUUUUCAGUUCAGUAGUAAGUGUAAAAAGAAGCUUGUUAAGAAAAAUCCUAUUUAGAGGGGCAAUUUAGUGUCAAAAGCAUGAUGAUACAAAGUCCAGUAUUUGGAAAUAUAAAAAGGACAGGCACCAAGUUGUGCUAAUUUCAAGCAUUUUUUAUGCUGAUAUUUUUAAUGGAUCUUGCCUCUGGACCAUUACAGAGAAAGAGGCUGUCAGAAGUUUAAUAAAGAUGACCCAGCCCUGAUAUCAAAUAUUCCUGAUCAGAAGUAAUUAAAUGAGUGAUUAAUAACUUUCACCUCUUCCCCCAAACCUUAGGUCUAGCCCUACAAAAUUCCCCUACUCUUUUUUUUUUUUCAUUAUUGAUUACAGGUAUCACUGAGGUGACAAGAAAUAUAAAUUUUAACAUGAAAUAAGUUCUGAAUGUGAGACUCAGUAGAACUUCAGUCUGGCUUUCUAAAAGUACAAAAACCAGUCCAUGUGUUGUCUCUAUGUGAAUUAAUUUUCCUUUCCAGUUGAACAAUUCAGCAUGAAUUUAAACCAGGUUUUCCUGUUGGAAGUUGCAGCUAGGUUGGGGGUUUGGUUGAGUUCUUUCUUGCAAUUAUUGGUCAGUGUUUAUUUUUAUAUUAUAUCUCAAUAAAAUGAGGAUGUCUUCAGUUUGGGUCCACAUCAUGUUCACCAUAAAAUACUUUCUUAUUUAAUGCAUACGGCCUUUACAUUUCUAUAUACUAAAGAUCAAUUGUUGGCUCUCUGGUCUCUUUGUGAAGUUUUACAACUUCAGCUAUGUAUUUUAACUGGAAAUAAUAACUUUUUUUCCAUACAAGGCCAGUAACAGUACCCGUUUUCACUAGGAUACCAGCCUCAGUUUCAUCCUGUAUAGAAAAUUAGGGAUACACAAAUAUAACUGUAACAUAUAAAGGCUGUGGGGCAGGGCACAUCAAGGCUACUCUGAACAUCAGCUAAUAUUAUAAAGUCUGAAUAGCCUCUCCAUCUCAAUCAAAAUAAGUUACCCAAUUUUGCCAUUAUUACCAUGAAGAGAGUAAGUAUGACCUGUCCUAUUAAUAUCUACUUGCAGGUGAAACCUAAAUUUAUCUCAGAGCUGAAAGUCUUAAGUUCCAAACAUAGGUAACAUAACUGACUCUAAGAGAGUUAAUAACAUGUGAAAAGAUCAUUGUGCUUGUGAUUAGCUUAAUCGUCCCUUCUUUAUAAUGUCUACAACACAAGGGUCAAUAAGAAAGGUGGUUACUAGGAUUGUUCAUACUUCCCUAUUAUUUUUCUUUCAGACAAAGCAUUGUUCCCAUAAGUCAUGCUUUAUACAAUCUUUCUCAAAAUGUGGUCGAAAGACUACUGUACCAAAAUAACCUGAGGAGGAGAGGUACCUUGCUAAAAUAUAGGUUCCUAGUAAAUCAGUCUCUGGGGUUGGGGGCUUAGGAAGCUGCAUUUUAAAAGCAGUCUCCACUGUUUCAUAGAUUAGGUAACAAACAUGAUCUUCCACAUAAUAUUCAGACUGCUGGCUACUACUUUGUAAACAUUUUUUUUCCCACUUGCUGUGGAUUAAAGGAAAUAACUUGUA